UGGCAUCCCCAUGGAGGCCCUUUCUCUCCCCAACUUUCCCUCGUGUGUGAAAUGCAGACCACUGAAUCUAUUAACUUCCCAGGCCUUGGAAUUCCAUUUUCGCACAUACUGCCACCGCUAAACGAUUUCUGAAUUUUUUGUUGUUACCCCCUCAGCUAGGAGUUCCAUUUGCCAAGCAUUUUAGCAGCAGAAAAGGCAAUUCUGUGGGCCGAUGCAUUUGUGUUUAGCAGGCACAGAUAUCUCCAAAUAACCCUCCUAUCUUCACACUGGUGGCUUUUGAAUUGUUCAGGGUUUUAGAAAUAUCAUAAUCUCAUUCUAUUAAAUAUUAAGGGACUCUUUCGUAUUCCCUGAGCCUUAAGGUUACGUUAUGCAAAUCUGUUCGAGUGUGUUUCCAUGGUGCAGAAUAAAAGUUAUGCUAGGGUUUUUUGAAGCAGCAUGACUAUAAACGUCACUCCUGUCACUGACUUUCACAAGAGCCCACUUGCUGUGAAAUAUUUUGAAAACAGAGCUGAAGUGGAGAUAACGCAGAGCACAAACAGGCGGAAAUAAGAAUAAACCGUGCGUGGCAGGCAGAAACCCGGAGGUUGGCUGUUUCUGGAGGGGAAAAGAAGGCUCUGUAAACCUGGAGGAGAAACCACGCGGGCCACUGUUUAGGGGCCUCCUGGGGGUCGUUUCCCUUGCCCCCUCGGGUUGGGGGGCUCCUCCAGGCCAAGGAAGCGGCCCCCUAAAACCGCUUCCGAGACUGCAGCUUCUCUCCCCACACUCUCAAGGAGCAGAGCCUUCUCGGGCCACAAUUCUCCGCGACCCAAAAAUAACUACACAGAUGUGAGGAAAAGGGCCAAAACCUACAGCACAAGGCAGUACUUAGUUAGAGCCUUAUCGCUUACGGCCAGGAAGCUCAAAACCCAACCCAGCGCCAGCCUUUUAUAGCCGGUCCCUCGAGCCCCGCCCUAGCAACUUCUCCUAGCAACGCCUCGCCCCGUGCUCUGCCGCCUUAUCUGCCUCCGCCAGGCCUUUCCUGUUCCCCUCCCCCAACCCGCGCCGCCCGCCCGCCCGGCUCACUUGACCCGCCCCAGGGGAGGGGAGGGGUGAACGGAAGCGUGAGGGGUGGGGCGUUGGAAGAUGCUUCGCGUCAUCAAGAUGCGCCGGGCGAGUUGCGGCGCCUGGUGUCUCGGGGAGGCUUGAGGUUCGGGUAGUCGUUGACAUGGCGGAGGCCGCGGCGCUGGUGUGGAUUCGCGGCCCUGGCUUCGGGUGCAAAGCGGUGCGGUGUGCCUCGGCUCGUUGCACUGUCCGGGAUUUUAUCCACCGGCACUGCCAAGAUCAGAAUGUUCCAGUGGAAAACUUCUUUGUGAAAUGCAAUGGAGCACUCAUUUACACCAGUGACACAGUGCAGCAUGGAGCUGUUUAUAGUUUGGAACCCAGACUUUGCGGUGGAAAAGGAGGUUUUGGAUCUAUGCUCCGAGCACUUGGUGCUCAGAUUGAGAAGACAACCAAUCGAGAAGCUUGUCGGGAUCUCAGUGGAAGGAGACUACGCGAUGUCAAUCAUGAAAAAGCAAUGGCUGAAUGGGUAAAACAACAAGCCGAGCGAGAGGCUGAAAAGGAGCAGAAACGGCUAGAGCGACUGCAGCGGAAGCUUGUAGAACCCAAGCACUGCUUCACCAGCCCUGACUACCAGCAGCAGUGCCAUGAGAUGGCUGAGCGUCUGGAGGAUUCCGUCCUCAAAGGUAUGCAGGCUGCCUCCAGCAAGAUGGUUUCAGCAGAAAUCAGUGAGAAUCGGAAACGGCAAUGGCCUACUAAAUCUCAAACAGACAGAGAAGCCAGUGCGGGAAAGAGGAGAUGCUUCUGGUUGGGCAUGGAGGGACUAGAGACUGCAGAAGGGUCCAGCUCUGAGAGUUCAGAUGAUGACAGUGAAGAAGCACCAAGCACUUCAGGAAUGGGUUUCCAUGCUCCAAAAAUUGGUGGCAGUGGUGUCGAGAUGGCAGCAAAAUUUCCCAGUGGUUCUCAGAGGGCGAGAGUAGUGAAUACAGACCCUGGAUCACCAGAACAACUGCAGAUCCCGGUGACUGACUCUGGGAGGCAUAUUUCAGAAGACUCAUGUGCUGAGCUGGGGGAGUCCAAAGAUCACAUGGAAAGCAGGAUGGUUACAGAAACAGAAGAGACCCAGGAGAAGAAGGCAGAGAGUAGAGAACCCAUAGAAGAGGAACCCACUGGGGCUGGACUGAAUAAGGAUAAAGAGACAGAAGAAAGGACUGAUGGGGAAAGAGUUGCUGAGGUAGCAUGUGAAGAAAGGGAAAACGUUGCCGUUGCCAAACUGCAGGAAAGCCAGCCAGGAAACGCAGUUAUUGAUAAGGAAACUAUAGAUUUAUUGGCGUUCACCUCUGUUGCAGAACUGGAGUUGCUGGGUUUGGAGAAGCUCAAAUGUGAACUGAUGGCCCUUGGACUGAAAUGUGGGGGCACUCUGCAGGAGCGGGCAGCAAGACUCUUCUCUGUCAGAGGACUGGCAAAGGAGCAAAUUGACCCGGCUUUAUUUGCCAAGCCUUUGAAAGGGAAGAAAAAAUGAGUAUCAUCAGAGCUGAUUCCUAUUUCUUUAUAGUGUCUACCAUUUACAACCUGCAUAAUGUGGACUCUUGACCAGUAUUCCUGUUGAUAUUAAAAGCUACUUUUUUAGUAACCCAAUUCUAACUAUCCCCUUUUUCCUUGUUAGGGUUGUAGAAUUAAUGUCUGAAACCAUCUGGGCCUUAAAUUUUCUUUGUCUGGUUUUCUAUAAUGUAUUUAGUAAAUAUAGGGCUAUUCACAUUUUUUGGUUUGAUCUUGUGUCAUUUAGGUAAUGAAUCUAUCCAAAGAAUCUAUCCUUUUGACCUAGGUUAUCAAAUUUGUAGACAUAAGGUUAUUUAUAAUGGUCCCUUCUUACCCUUUUAAUGUCUUUAAGAGCUGUGUUGAUAAUUUCCUUUUCAUUAUGACACUGGUAAUUUCUGUUCUCACUUUCCUAAUCAGGUUGGGUAGGGGUUUAUCAGUUUUACUGAUCUGACUUUUUAUUUUUAUUUUUUUUUGAGACAGUGUUACACUGUCGCCCAGGCUGGAGUGCAGUGGCGCGAUCUCGGCUCACUGCAAGCUCCGCCUUCCAGGUUCAUGCCAUUUUCCUGCCUCAGCCUCCCAAGUAGCUGGGACUACAGGCACCUACCACCACGCCCGGCUAAUUUUUUAUAUUUUUAGUGGAGACUGGGUUUCACUGUGUUAGCCAGGAUGGUCUCGAUCUCUUGACCUCGUGGUCCACCCGCCUCGGCCUCCCAAAGUGCUGGGAUUACAGGCGUGAGCCACCGCGCCUGGCCGACGAUUUAACUUUUAAAGAACCAACCUUUGGUUUUAUUUUUCUCAAUUGUUUAUAUAAUUAAUUUCUGUUAUUUUCUUUCUUCUAUUUAGCUUGAGUCUCCUUUGAUCUUUUUUCUUUAGUUCCUUAAGAUAAGCCUUAGGUCAUUGAUCUUAGACGUUAUUUAAAAUACAUAUUUAAAGCUAUACAUUUCCUUUUAAGCAUUACUUUAGUUGCGACUUUACAAUUUUAUUAUGUCGUAUUUUUAUUAUUCAAUUCUAAUUUUCUUUUUUUUUCUUUUUGAGAUGGAAUUUCGCUUUUGUCGCCCAGGCUGGAGUGCAGUGGUACGAUCUCAACUCACUGCAACCUCUGCCUCCUGGGUUCAAGCGAUUCUCCUGCCUCAGCCUCCUCAGUAGCUGAGAUUACAGGCUCCAGCCACCAGGCCUGGCUAAUUUUUGUAUUUUUAGUAGAGAUGGGGUUUCACCACAUUGGCCAGGCUGGUCUCGAACUGCUGACCUCAGGUGAUCCACCCACUUUGGCCUCCCAAAGUGCUGGGAUUACACGUGUGAGCCACCAUGCCCAGCCUCUGAUUAUUUUCUAAUUUCCUCCCUCAAUUCUUCUUUGACCCAUGGAUUAUCAGAAGUGGGUUGUCUGAUGAGCAAACAUUUGGUUUUUUUCCUCUUAAUAUCUUCUUGUUGCUGAUUUCUACUUUAAUUCCAUUGAGGUCAGAAAAUAUCCUCUUUCUGAUUUCAGUCCUCUUAGUUUUAUUGAGACUUGUUUUAUGACCCAAUAUAUUGUCUGUCAUGGUGAAUGUACCACACACAGUUUAAAAGAAUGCGUAUUUUAGGCCAGGUGUGGUGGCUCAUGCCUGUAAUCCAGCACUUUGGGAGGCUGAGGUGGGAGGAUCAUUUCGAGACCAGCCUGGGCAGUGUAUAGCAAGACCAUGUCUCUAAGAAAAACAAUAUGUAGUUUGAAUUGUUGGGUUAAUAUGUUUUGUAAUAUCGAUGAGAUUAAGUGGUUGAUAGUAUUGUUCAGAUCUUCUAUGUCUUUACUGAUUUUUUUAUUUCUAUCAGGUGCUGAGAAAUGAUGUUAAAAUCUUCAAUUACGAUUGUGGAAUUGUCUAUUUCUUAAAUUCUACCAGUUUUUGUAUGAAGCUCUAAUAACUUAAGUCUUCCUAAUGUAUUGACCAUUUUAUCAUUAUGAAAUUUCCCUCUGUCUCUGGUCAUUUGGGUUUAAAAUCUACUUUAUCUUAUGUGAAUAUAGCCACUGCAGCCUUCUUAAGCUUAGUGUUUGCACAGUAUACCUCUUUCUAUUAACUUACUUUGUGCUUCUGUGCCUAUUUAAAGUAGUUUCUUUAAACAACAUAUACUUGAGUCUUGCAUUUUUAUCUAUUCUCUCUGUAUCUUUUAAUAAGUUUAUUAACAUUAAAUGUAAUUAUUAAUAGGUUUCUAAUAUUUUACAUGUUUCCUGUUUAGAUAAGGUUAUUUUAUAAUUGUAUUUUAAUUCAUUGGCUCUUUAGCUAUACUGUUUUAAUAAUUUUUUUAAGUUGGAUGUUCUAGUGAUCACAAUAUACAUUCUUAAUUUUUCAGUCUACCUAGAGUUGAUGUGCCACUUCACAUAAAAUGUAGAAAUCUUGUAAGUAUGUACAUCCAUUUAUCAUACCUGUCUUUUAUGCUGUAGUUGUCAUACAUAUUAAAUCUACAUAUUUAAAUAUUGUAAGUCCUGUCAUAAGUUACAGUUUCUGCUUUAAAUAAUGAUAUGUAUUUUAAAGAAAUUAAGAGGAAAAAAUAAAAUCUUUUCUAUUUAUUCACA
Molecule: messenger RNA, 5119 nt
Organism: Pongo pygmaeus (Bornean orangutan)
Lineage: Eukaryota; Metazoa; Chordata; Mammalia; Primates; Hominidae
Gene: SDE2
Product: spliceosome associated SDE2
Exons: 7
Coding region: 1205-2560 (451 amino acids)
Cellular component (GO): nucleus
Source: RefSeq, a predicted model, not a curated record